Molecule: messenger RNA, 966 nt
Organism: Glarea lozoyensis ATCC 20868
Lineage: Eukaryota; Fungi; Ascomycota; Leotiomycetes; Helotiales; Helotiaceae
Product: Clavaminate synthase-like protein
Exons: 3
Coding region: 1-966 (321 amino acids)
Molecular function (GO): dioxygenase activity
Source: RefSeq, a predicted model, not a curated record
AUGUACAAGAUAUCGUUUGCUGGACUUCUCCGCGGUAACGACAAAGAUGUUGAAGCUCUAGCAGAAGCGGCAACUACCCAAGGAUUUCUUGAGUUGGAGCUCGAUUGCAUGGAAGCGAAAGCAUUGCAAAAGGAUGUCAAGUUUCUCGAGUCAUUUGCAGAGAGCAUUCUCGACAGUCCUGAGGAUGUGAAGGCGGCGUAUCAUUUUCAUAAGACAGGACGUUUCCGAACCACAGGAUUUAAGCCUCUUGGGAGUGAAGAGGGUGCCAAAGCAGGAAAUCCUGAUGGAUUCGAGUUCUUCUUUUUACCUCAAAAGGAGAUUCUCCUUUCCGAAUUCAGAGAGCAACUCAAUUGUCCUCCUCUGGCUAUGUCUAAUAUUGACACACUCACCGACUGCUUCAAACACUACGAACGAACAGCCCAAAUGUUAUUGCAGCGACUGACAGAGGGUCUUAAACUUGGGAAUGAAUUGCUCAAUGCGCACAACACUUCUUUACCUUGCGUCACAAACAUGGGCUUAAUAAGAUAUCCCCCUCAGCCCAAAGAGUCUGGGAAUUUCGGGCAUAUUGCACAUACGGACGUUGGAAGCUUGACCAUCUUAGCUGCGACCCAGCGAGGACUGCAAACUCUUGACAACAUCACUCAGAAAUGGAUAUGGGUUGAUCCUAGCGAUGAAUGCUUGUUCGUACAAUUGGGAGAUUCGCUGAAAUUCCUUUCACGGGGCAAAAUUCUUCCCUCGCUUCAUAGGGUCUUACCUAGUGAUGUCGCUCCUGAAGCAACAAAGUAUACGAUUGCGUACUUUUUACGCCCGAACGAGGAGGCUGAAAUCACUUCCGAUGAUGGAAAAGUGUGGCUGUAUAAGGACUAUCACUGUAGAAAGUUCGAUGCCUUUGCGCGGCCAUUGGGCUAUAGACCAGACGGAGAAGAGUCACUCAUUUCUUUGCGUGACUAUACAGGGGUGGAGUAG